Molecule: messenger RNA, 522 nt
Organism: Salvia hispanica
Lineage: Eukaryota; Viridiplantae; Streptophyta; Magnoliopsida; Lamiales; Lamiaceae
Source: RefSeq, a predicted model, not a curated record
AUGUUCAUCUGUGGCAGAAGAAGCUUUAUACGGGAUGAAGACAGGGAGAAGAAUGAAAGCUCACAUUUGACUCCGAAAAGGAGCAAGAACACAAGGACAAACCCUUAUGCAGAGCGCGGCUUGGACAAAUUUCACACACUUUUAGCUCAUCUUGAGGGCGAGAAGCAGAAGAUAUACAAUCAGAUUGGGGCGGAGGAAGUAUCUUUUGUUCGAUUUGUCUACUCCGACAGCUUCAAGAACGUGAGGCCUAUCGUUGUGAGAGGCAAGAACAACAACAGCCACCUCAAAUUUGGUCCCAACAACUCUACAACAAGCAGGGAUGAAGAAAUAUGUGGUGAUGAGAGAGAGGAAAAAGGAGAGAAGAUGAUGAUGUGUAAGAGAUGGAAUAUUGGAAGCUUGUGUUUUGGAGUGAUGAUGGUUUUAGUGUUUGUGGCGAUUCAUGGGAGAUCCUUUGCGAUUCUUUGCACCACCUUUGUAUGGUAUUUGGUUCCCCUGAUUUUUGGAAGGAGAAAUGUUAUUUGA